AUGGCACCAUUCAACCGCCCCGCUUCCCCUUAUGGCCGUCCCGGCAGCUCCAACUCUGUUCGCAGCAAGGUUGAAGAAGAACUCUACGAAAUGGCCGGCAUUGACUACGACAAGGUCACGAUCAAGCGCAACCCCUCUGUUGCGGUCCUUUACGAAGAGGCCCUGACUUACGAGCAAGGAACCGUGAUCUCGUCUGCCGGAGCUCUGUGCGCCUACUCUGGCAAGAAGACCGGCCGUUCGCCCAAGGACAAGCGUAUCGUCGACGAGCCCACGUCGACCAAGGACAUCUGGUGGGGGCCUGUGAACACCAAGAUGAGCGACGAGGUGUUUCUGAUCAACCGCGAGCGUGCAAUUGACUACCUCAACACCCGCCCGCGUCUGUAUGUGUUUGAUGGCUAUGCUGGCUGGGAUCCCAAGUACCGCAUCAAGGUCCGUGUGGUUGCGUCGCGCGCCUACCACUUGCUGUUCAUGCACAACAUGCUGAUCCGCCCCACCGAGGCUGAGCUCGAGAACUUUGGCACUCCGGACUUUACCAUCUUCAAUGCUGGUGAGUUCCCUGCCAACAGAUACACCACCGGCAUGACCUCGACCACCUCUGUCUCGGUCAACUUUAAGCGUGCUGAGAUGGUCAUUCUUGGUUCUGAAUAUGCUGGAGAAAUGAAAAAGGGUAUCUUUACUGUGAUGCACUACCUUAUGCCCAAGGCUGGUGUUCUGUCUCUGCACUCUUCUGCUAACGAGGGACCCAAGGGUGAUGUUUCGCUCUUCUUUGGUCUGUCUGGUACUGGCAAGACCACCCUCAGUGCUGAUCCCAAGCGUAUGUUGAUUGGUGAUGAUGAGCACUGCUGGAGUGACAAUGGUGUGUUCAACAUUGAGGGAGGUUGUUACGCCAAGUGCAUUGACUUGUCUGGCGAGAAGGAGCCCGAUAUUUUCAACGCUAUCCGUUUCGGAGCCAUUCUUGAGAACGUUGUUCUUGAUGAGGAGUCUCGUGUAGUUGACUAUUCUGAUGAUUUCUUGACCGAGAACACCCGUUGUGCCUACCCCAUCUACCAUAUCCCUAAUGCCAAGAUCCCUUGUGUUGGUAGCCACCCCAAGAACAUCAUCUUGUUGACCUGCGAUGCGUUUGGUGUUUUGCCUCCUGUGUCCAGAUUGACUGCCGAGCAGGCCAUGUACCACUUCAUCUCUGGCUAUACCACCAAGGUUCCCGGUACUGAGGACGGUAUUCUGGAGCCCCAGGCUACCUUCUCUGCCUGCUUCGGUGCACCUUUCCUUGUGUUGCACCCUCAGCGCUAUGCAUCGAUGUUGGCCAAGAAGAUGUCUGAGCACAAGGCCGAUGCCUGGUUGAUCAACACUGGUUGGAUCGGAGGAUCUGCCGCGACUGCCAAGCGCUGCCCUCUCAAGUACACCCGUGCCAUUCUGGACUCGAUCCACAGCGGCGCUCUUGCAAAGGGCAAGUUUGAGAAGUUUGAGGUGUUUGGACUCGAUAUUCCUACUGCUGUUGCUGGUGUGCCUGCCGAGAUGUUGCAUCCUCGCAAGGCCUGGCAGGGAACUCCGGCCCAGUUCACCACCUCGCUCAAGAACGUUGCCAAGAUGUUUGUCUCCAACUUUGAGACCUACAAGAGCGAGGCUGCACCCGAGACCUUGGCUGCUGCCCCCAAGAUCUAA
Molecule: messenger RNA, 1662 nt
Organism: Phycomyces blakesleeanus NRRL 1555(-)
Lineage: Eukaryota; Fungi; Mucoromycota; Mucoromycetes; Mucorales; Phycomycetaceae
Exons: 3
Coding region: 1-1662 (553 amino acids)
Biological process (GO): gluconeogenesis
Cellular component (GO): cytosol
Molecular function (GO): phosphoenolpyruvate carboxykinase (ATP) activity; ATP binding
Source: RefSeq, a predicted model, not a curated record